AUGUCCAAUACCUUGUUCGACGACAGAUUCGUAGUGGAGUCCACAGACUCGGCACGCUACGACAGGAUCACCAGAAUCGUCGCCUCCUCCACGUCCUCCAAGGACAUCAAGAUCACCUUGGACAUCAACUCAGAGAUCUAUCCUGUUGCUGACCACGACACCCUCACCAUCACCUUGGCCUCCUCCUUGACCGAAGAUCCUGCUGACGACUUUGCCAACGUUGGCUGGAGACCCCAUGCUGCUGAGUCUGCCAGAUCCUUGGCCGACGACUACGAGUAUGUCAUGUAUGGCACCAUCUAUAAGUUCGACGAGUCUGUCUCCACCAACGAGUCCAUUGAAAACAGCAUCAAAGUCUAUGCUUCCUUUGGUGGUUUGCUUAUGUGCUUGGAAGGAACCUACAGAAACUUGUCUUCUUUGAAACAGUCCCACGUCUACAUCUUGAUCCGUAAAUGA
Ascoidea rubescens DSM 1968 is the source of this 453-nucleotide messenger RNA. RefSeq names its product DNA-directed RNA polymerase core subunit RPB8 (gene RPB8). The coding region runs from base 1 to 453 and encodes 150 amino acids. The transcript has a single exon. Gene Ontology annotation, biological process: DNA-templated transcription. The record is from RefSeq and is a predicted model, not a curated record. NCBI's taxonomy places the organism in Eukaryota, Fungi, Ascomycota, Saccharomycetes, Ascoideales, Ascoideaceae. Gene Ontology annotation, cellular component: RNA polymerase III complex; RNA polymerase II, core complex; RNA polymerase I complex. Gene Ontology annotation, molecular function: DNA-directed RNA polymerase activity.